Molecule: messenger RNA, 990 nt
Organism: Rhodofomes roseus
Lineage: Eukaryota; Fungi; Basidiomycota; Agaricomycetes; Polyporales; Fomitopsidaceae
Exons: 3
Coding region: 1-990 (329 amino acids)
Biological process (GO): phospholipid transport; mitochondrion organization
Cellular component (GO): ERMES complex
Molecular function (GO): lipid binding
Source: RefSeq, a predicted model, not a curated record
AUGUCGGUCGACCUGGAAUGGGACAAACUUGACCAAUCGCUCGCCGCCUCUCUCAUUGAGGUGCUGAACAGGCAGCUCGCGACGACAGCGCGGCCGUCGUUCAUCGGGCCUAUAGAGGUCGCCUCCUUCGACUUCGGCACCGCGAGCCCGGACAUUGAGCUCGUGGACAUGCGCGACGUCUACCGCGACUUCCUCGAGGACGACGAGGAGACGGAUGACGCGGAGAAGGACCCCGUGAAGGAGUCGCAGUGGACUGACGACGACGAUGACUUCGAGUGGGUUUCGAGGAAGGCGGUGCGCGGGAAGGUGCUGGACGAGGAUGUGCCGGCGUAUUACCCACUACAGCCGCAUGGUAUGCGGUAUGGGAGGGGGACGGGGCUGGAUAUGUUCAGCUCCACGCCGUCACUGCGACCGGGGUUGCAUCCUGCCCUUACGAGCUUGGUUGACCUCCGACCGACGUAUCCGUCACCGAGCUUGUACGCGUCUGCACUCUCUGCUGCCCAUCCCAACCUGCAACUCCACUUGCACAUCACUUGGCAUUCUAAUCUUCGUCUCACGCUUACGACAUCCCUGCUCAUCAACUACCCGUCGCCGAUGUUCAUGUCCCUCCCCAUCAAGCUCUCCGUAACAGGAAUCAUCUUCGACGGCGAAGUGGUAGUCGCCUACGAAGGCGAGCGCCGCCGCGUACAUCUCUGCAUCCUCGACCCGCUCGACCCAUACUGCCCUCUCUCCAGUGACCAGACGGACGACGACACGCCCCCGCCCGCGAUGUCGUCCUCCCGAACAGGCAAGCCGCUGCCGAUCGGCCAGCGACUGCUCCCGUCGAUAUACAUCGAGAGCGAGAUUGGCCAGGCUGACAAGCAUGUGCUGAAAAAUGUUACGCGUAUAGAGCGCUUCAUCCAGGACGUCGUCCGGAAGACGGUUGAGGAGGAGUUGGUGUUCCCGAACUUCCAUACGCUGGUCCUGGCGGAUCCAGCGGCGCAGUCAUAG